Molecule: messenger RNA, 1221 nt
Organism: Malania oleifera
Lineage: Eukaryota; Viridiplantae; Streptophyta; Magnoliopsida; Santalales; Ximeniaceae
Product: proteasome subunit alpha type-6
Exons: 9
Coding region: 139-879 (246 amino acids)
Biological process (GO): ubiquitin-dependent protein catabolic process
Cellular component (GO): proteasome core complex; proteasome core complex, alpha-subunit complex; cytosol
Source: RefSeq, a predicted model, not a curated record
UUAUAGUGAGGAGCUUAGCCGAUUUCAUUUGUUGAACUCGAAGCCCUCUCUUUCUUCGUCUCCAAGCCAUAAACUGUCCGUGCCUUCCAUCUUCAUAAAGCACCAAACCCCAUCGUAAGAUUCGUCGAGGUACGAAGCAUGAGUCGCGGCAGCGGAGGUGGAUACGAUCGUCACAUUACGAUCUUCUCUCCUGAAGGUCGUCUCUUCCAAGUUGAAUAUGCCUUUAAAGCUGUUAAAGCUUCAGGGAUCACCUCGAUUGGUGUCCGUGGAAAGGACUCAGUCUGUGUUGUAACCCAGAAGAAGGUCCCGGACAAGCUUUUGGAUCAGACCAGUGUUACACACCUUUUUCCCAUCACAAAGUACCUUGGGUUGUUGGCAACUGGCAUGACAGCUGAUGCGAGGACCUUGGUACAGCAAGCAAGAAAUGAAGCAGCUGAGUUUCGCUUCAGAUAUGGAUAUGAGAUGCCAGUGGAUGUAUUGUCUAGAUGGAUCGCUGACAAAUCUCAAGUCUAUACUCAACAUGCUUAUAUGAGACCUCUUGGAGUAGUUGCUAUGGUUUUGGGAAUUGAUGAAGAAUAUGGACCGCGGCUCUUUAAAUGUGACCCAGCUGGACAUUUUUUUGGUCACAAGGCAACAAGUGCUGGGCUAAAGGAGCAAGAAGCAAUUAAUUUCCUGGAGAAGAAAAUGAAGAAUGAUCCUGCAUUUUCCUAUGAGGAAACAGUACAGACAGCUAUUUCUGCUCUUCAAUCGGUUUUACAGGAGGACUUCAAGGCCAAUGAAAUUGAGGUUGGAGUUGUGAGGAAGGAUAAUCCCAUCUUCAAAGCAUUGUCCAUUGAAGAGAUAGAUGAGCACCUGACUGCCAUAAGCGAACGUGACUAGAAGUAUUUGAGCAAGCUACAGCUGAAUGGUGCUAAAAGUUGCAAGAUAAAAUUUAAUUUGAAACCCCUCACUUUCCAAUCAUAGAAGACGUUCUUAAUUCAUUUGGAUCGGGGGUAUUUGUGUUGUUGCCCUUAAAUAUUAUGCAUUUUCACCUUUCUACUCGCAGAUCUUUGAAAUAUCUAGUUGUAGAUGAUAAUACAUUAUGCCAGUGAGCUGGUGCUCGUCUUGAAUUUAGACAUCCAAAAAUGGCUUUAGUGGUCAAAUGAGGCUAUUUGUUUCAGCUAAAGCAUCCCUAGAACAAGGGGAAUGCCAAUUGUUGUGUUGGUGAAGACACUUGAACUA